This is a messenger RNA of Gossypium raimondii (Peruvian cotton), 2546 nucleotides long. RefSeq lists its product as uncharacterized. The transcript is spliced from 3 exons. Gene Ontology annotation, molecular function: protein binding. NCBI's taxonomy places the organism in Eukaryota, Viridiplantae, Streptophyta, Magnoliopsida, Malvales, Malvaceae. The record is from RefSeq and is a predicted model, not a curated record. Bases 465 to 2222 code for a protein of 585 amino acids.
UUGUAGUUGAACCCGAGGACCCGUGACGAUUCACCGGAUUUUUCCGGUUAGAUUCAUGCAUUUACUGGAUAAACCAGUUUAUCGAAUUUAUAACUUUGGUUUUUCAGAAGCCACAUAAUAGCGCAUAGUGAAGAGAGAGAAUCUAAAAUGGUAUGGUGCCUUGCCAGCUAUCAAGUUUAAGAAUCAAACCUUUCUCUGAGGUCAAAGCUGGCAAUUUUCCCUUAUUUACUACGCUUUCUUUGUAUCAUUUGCAGAUUUAAAUAUCAACCCUUUCCUCCAUUUUCCUCUCAUACAGUCUCUCCCCCCCCCCCCCCAAUUCAGUUCCCAUUUCCCUCUAUCCCCUUUCGCUCUCUCUCUCUCUAUAUGUAUACUUUGAGAGCAAGAAAGGAAAAGAAAGGUUAAUGAUUUGAUUGAUUCUGAUUAUUCUCCCUCAACAAGGAUAUAGCAAAGAACAAAAACAACCCAUGGCUGUGUCUCCAUGUUUGAGUGGUAAUGAUCAGAAGAAACACUGGUGGCUUACCAAUAGAAAGCUUGUAGAUAAGUACAUUAAGGAUGCAAGGUGCCUCAUUGCAACGCAAGAACACAACGAGGUAGCUUCAGCUCUCAAUCUUCUUGAUGCAGCUUUGGCUCUUUCGCCUCGUUUGGAGGUUGCUCUUGAACUCAAAGCGAGAUCUUUGCUCUACCUAAGGCGUUUUAGGGAUGUUGUUGACAUGCUUCAAGACUAUAUUCCCAGUCUCAAAAUCUCAACCGACGACUCUGGCUCGGUUUCCUCUGAUAACUCCUCUCACCAGCUCUCCAGGGAGCGAGUCAAGCUUUUACCUUCUAAUGACUCGUCCUCUGACUCAUCGAGUCGUGACCCAUCUUUCAAGUGCUUUUCUGUUUCGGACUUGAAGAAGAAAGUCAUGGCGGGGUUGUGUAAAAGCUGCGACAAAGAAGGCAAAUGGAGGUACUUGGUUCUAGGCCAAGCAUGUUGCCACCUAGGCUUAAUGGAGGACGCCAUGGUUCUCCUCCAAACAGGCAAACGCCUCGCUUCCGCCGCGUUCCGCCGUGAGAGCAUUUGUUGGUCCGACGAUAGCUUCUCCCUCCCCACCGCUAUUGCCCUUUCAGACAUCUCCUCUGCUGCCACAACACCUCCUUCCACGCCUCCACACAAUCCUACAUCUUUCUCCGAAUCCGAAAACAUUUCCCAGCUUCUAUCCCACAUCAAGCUCCUCAUCCGCCGUAGAACUGCUGCCAUUGCGGCCUUAGAUGCUGGCCUAUACUCCGAAGCCAUCCGCCAUUUCUCCAAAAUAGUAGACGGUCGCCGCCCUGCCCCUCAGGGCUUCCUUGCAGAGUGUUAUUUGCAUCGAGCCUACGCCUACAAGGCCUCAGGUCGCAUAGCUGAGUCAAUUUCGGAUUGCAACAAAACGCUUGCUCUUGAUCCAACUAGCAUCCAAGCCCUUGACACCAGGGCAUCGCUGUUGGAAACCAUCCGCUGUUUACCCGACUGUUUGCACGACUUUGAACACUUGAAACUGCUUUACAAUUCCAUCUUGCGAGACAGGAAGCUCCCAGGUCCAGCCUGGAAGCGUCACAAUGUGAGAUACAGGGAGAUUCCAGGGAAACUCUGUGCAUUAACCACUAAAAUUCAACAAUUGAAACAAAGGGUUGCUUCUGGGGAGACCGGAAACGUUGAUUACCAUGCCUUGAUUGGUUUAAGGCGUGGAUGCUCAAGGUCUGAAUUAGAGAGGGCUCAUUUGCUACUCUGUUUAAGACACAAACCAGAGAAAGCUACCAACUUCGUUGAUCGAUGUGAGUUCGCCGAUGAGCGUGACCUCGAUUCGGUUAAAGACAGAACCAAGAUGUCGGCUUUGCUUCUUUACAGGUUGCUUCAGAAAGGUUAUGCCAGCGUUAUGUCCACGAUUAUGGAUGAAGAAUCGGCUGAGAGGCAAAGGAAGAAAGCUGCAGCUGCUUUACAAGCAGCACAGGCAGCAAUUCAUGUGCAGCAAACCCAGUAUUGUAACUCUAAAUUGGAACCUGAAACUAGUCCCACUUCUUCAACAAAUCCAUCAGGUUGCAAUAACAGGGGUAACCGCAGUGAAAGCAAGACCAACGCGGUUAGUUCCAACACAAACGUGUUUCAAGGUGUAUUUUGCAGGGAUCUAGCUGCAGUUGGGAAUCUAUUAUCACAGGUUGGGUUCAAUCGUCCACUCCAAGUGAAAUAUGAGGCACUCAGCUGCUGAUUUUCUUGUGAUGUUUACCGGCAGAAAAAUCUGUGGUUCGUUAUCCUUGUUUGUACAAAUAUAUAUUGUUAGUGUUAUCUGCCGGAAAAUUUUGUCAUCCUCUUUCUCUUCUUCCAUCUACUACCUGUACAGAAAUAAAUUUUCAUUACUGAAUAUCCUAUUCCUAUCCUACUUUUGGGGUACAUUUCCUUGGCCUAAACGCCAUUGUUUUCCGAUUUCAGUUGAUAUUAAUCCACGAGAUUGGCACAAAACAGUACUUGCGAUAUGGCCAGAAAAAAUAAAAUUGAGUUAGAAGCUAGAGUUUUGGCUUCUUUUAUCUGUCUU